Astrephomene gubernaculifera is the source of this 1202-nucleotide messenger RNA. Lineage: Eukaryota; Viridiplantae; Chlorophyta; Chlorophyceae; Chlamydomonadales; Astrephomenaceae. The record is from the annotation of a GenBank genome assembly.
CGGAGAUAAUAUAUGUACAUAACUUGACAUAAUUCUUUUUAUUUAGUUUGGCCAGGUAGCCUAUCUUAAGGCAGUCGCUAGAAUCAAGACAGGGUCGCAUUUCCCCUUCGAAGCGCACUGGCCGGGAACAGCGCUUGAAACAUUAGGCGACAGGAUCGACACUCGGUUCCUACGGUAGUCAUGCUAUUAUGAAGGGUUCCAACUCGGGGCUCAGCCCCUCGGACAGCUUGCCUGUGCGACCUUCGGCAGUGCCCAUAUAUAUUUGGGACGACGCAUCGUUUAGCUCAACCGCAGAAGUUCGGGUGUCUUUGACGUGCGAAAAGAAGGGUGACGAGAAGUCAAACUUGCAAGAGACGGAUGCGAAUCCCAGGUGCCGGUUGCUGGGCGUCAUUGCAGCGGUACUCACGUGCGCGGUGAUAGCAGCAGCUGUCGCGACGCCGCUUUGCCUCUUAACCCGUGGCAAGGCCUCCCCGGUAAUUCAAGUGCAGGAGGCGGGCAACAUCACACAUGCUGGCACUGGGAUCCUAAACCUAACAGCAACGAUUACGGCGUCAUCAAACCAGACUCUGCAAACUGCUGCUACCGAGUUAGCAUGGGCAUGCGUAGGGCCCGGGUCUCCUAUCUUGCGAGUCGCUGUGCAGAACGCGUUGCAGUCGGCCUUACGGAGUCUUGGGGCGAGCGAGGCUGUCGUGGAAGUGGAGGCACCCAUUUGCAACAGUACCUUACCGGCUACAGCCGUCGUCCCCUUGACGGUUACGGCGGCAAACAACGAUCUGGCAGUUGCCAUUUCGGCGGCGCUUACGACGACAGAUGUAGGACAGCUGCUGGCUGCAGUGCUUGCUAGCAAGGUUGGCAUGGCGACAACCGACGUACAGCUGUCCAUUAGGGAUGAAGCAUUGGCGAGUGGUGAAGAGACAGAUGCAACCAGCGGCAGCGCUGAAGCGACAUCUCUUGGGAUAUCAGCCCAAGCGACAUCCACGUAAUGAGAUUUGGUACCUAGGGUGAAGGGUCCGUGGAUAGUUUAACCUAGAGGCGAUGGCGUGCGUUGAAUGAAGGGCUGCCGAAGCUGACAUUUGUGGAUUCGAAUCCUGCAUGUGCAUGUCCGUUACAAUGAAUUUGCCUGCGUAUAGGGAUGCUUUCAUUACUGUUGGUCAUGCGCCGUGCAAUUUAAGUUAAUGCCAAGGUUACUGCUGCUGUGAUUG